Molecule: messenger RNA, 465 nt
Organism: Cooperia oncophora
Lineage: Eukaryota; Metazoa; Nematoda; Chromadorea; Rhabditida; Trichostrongylidae
Source: the annotation of a GenBank genome assembly
CUGCCUAACCAAGCCUUUGCAGAUCGGAACUCUAACACAACCAAGUCAAACGAACGCUUGAAUAUCAAGCAGGGUUUUCUCACACGGCUGAGCGUUGGUAAUCGCAGCUGGCACAGCUACAGAUGCAAUGAAAAUCCGACGUUGCGCAGUUACACGAAGAAAGUUGAAGGAGAAGAUCACUCACUGUCUUUGCUCUCUGAAGAAGUGAAUGUCAGCUUUGCAUCAGAAGCAAGUGAAAAUAAUAACAUGAACCGUUCAUUUUGCGCCUUCAACUCGUCUCACCGACCACUGGAUACGGUUCAUGAAGAAAACGAAAGUCAGGAGAGCGCCAUGAUUGGCUCUGAAGCAGUAGUCGGAUCGAAUGUGAUUUCCUCAAGUACAUACCUGUUCGUUGUUUAUAUUCUGCGAGCUUGUUUUUGCUGUGGAGUCGAUGUCUCUCAGAGCUCAUACACAUCAUGUAAUUGA